CUUCGUCGACUGCGAAUCCACGCUGUUCAACGCUCGAUUUUCUGUAAACCAGAAUCACGAAUGUGAAGGCUCCAACGAGAGUUUCAAUCAGAUCGACAGGUCGACGCACGCAGUCAAUCGUAUUUAUCAACAGCCACGUAACUGAACAUCAACUUUCUUAUCUCUUGACUCCGUUAAGCUCCGUGAAGGCGUGAAUCAUCAUCUUUCAAAAUACAGAUACUACAUUAAGUCUGUGUUUUUUUUUUCUUCUCCUCCUCUUUUGAUAUAUAUGCUCACCGAAAGGGAAAAAAUUGCAUUCGAAGAAACAGAGAUAUGGAUUGUGAUUCCAUCUUCUUCUUCUUCUUUCUUAUCUUCCUCUACUCCUCCUCCUCCGCCAUGGCUUGUGAUGGCGGCAUGCGUCGUGCCGGAGCAACGUACUCAUCUUCCUUCUCCGAUUUCUCUGCUGGAGCUUGUGGAUACGGAUCCAUGGCCUUGAGCUUCAACGGCGGCUACCUCGCCGCUGCGAGCCCUGCCCUUUACAGAGGCGGCGUUGCCUGUGGAGCAUGUUUCCAGGUGCGAUGCAAGAACACGACGAUUUGCAGUGAUGAAGGUGUUAAAGUGAUCCUCACCGAUGUCGAUCGCCGGAAAGAAGGUGCAGAAUGGGUUCUCAGCGGACCUGCUUAUUCGGCGAUGGCGCGGCGUGGGAUGGCCAAGGUGCUGAAGAAACUCGGCGCUGUGGAUGUGGAGCACAAGAGAAUUCGAUGCGAGUACAGUGGCAGGAACUUAUCCGUGAGAGUGGAGGAGAAGAGCAGAAGGCCUGAUUAUCUGGCCGUCAAGUUUCUGUAUCAAGAAGGUCAAACUGACAUUGUGGCAGUGGAUGUAGCGCAGGUUGGGUCGUCAAAUUGGAAAUUCAUGAACCGGGACAACGGACCGACCUGGAGCAUAGACCGAGUGCCGGUCGGGCCACUGCAGAUUAGGCUGGUGGUCACAUCUGGCUACGAUGGGAAGUGGGUCUGGUCUCGGAAGGUCUUGCCGGCCGAAUGGAGUUCCGGUUCAGUUUAUGAUUUAGGGGUUCGGAUCACGGACAUUGCUCGGGAGGGAAGCUCGAGCUCCUGAUUUUGCAGCAAGAAGUACUAACCAAAGCUUAGCUUGAGCUCCUAAUUCUAAGGUUUGUUGGCUUGUGGACUAGUUAUCGAGAGUCGAGAACACAGACCAGACUAACUGAUAGUCCAAACUUUUCGACACCUAGAUCAUUUGUUGCGAUAUUAGUCGACUGAUUUGAUAUGCGGUAGAAUGCGGUGUGGUAGUUGUAUCUGUUUUUGUCUGCUAUUUUUAAACUGUAUUCUACUUGCCACUAAAUCUCACUACACAAACUCAUUGCUCUAACAAUUAAGGAUUAUUGGUUGUUGAUUACUCCCAAGAGAUUAGUAGUAAUGUCACCUAGACAAGUAAUAAGUAGAUCCUAAU
This is a messenger RNA of Zingiber officinale, 1446 nucleotides long. Its product is annotated as expansin-like A2. Gene Ontology annotation, cellular component: extracellular region. The record is from RefSeq and is a predicted model, not a curated record. Lineage: Eukaryota; Viridiplantae; Streptophyta; Magnoliopsida; Zingiberales; Zingiberaceae. The transcript is spliced from 4 exons. Gene Ontology annotation, biological process: sexual reproduction. Bases 313 to 1095 code for a protein of 260 amino acids.